UACAUGGAAUAAUGAGAACAUCUGUCAAGAUUUAAAGCAUAGAGAACGCUUGAAUAUAUAACUGUGACCCGUGUGUGCUACUGGAUUUAGACACCUGUGCGAAAUGACGCGUAAUAUGGAAGAAAUGCGUAGUGCGCAUAUUGCACACGUAUAAGAUCUUAUACACUUGUUAAUAGGUUUGUAAGGCAUAUACAAGGAGUGGUUUUCUUGACACGUGUAGGUUUUGUUUAUAGUACUAUGGAAGGGGAUGAGCCUAGAAACAAUUAAGGAAAACGUCACAGCGCUGCUGGGUGAGCUGUGUACGGGUAAUGUCAUUUCAGAAAGGGUUCUGUAUGGAAAUAGGACUUGAGGAAAAAGGUGCAUUUGACCGGUUCCUAUAAACAAAAAGUUGGUUUCUCACUGUGAGGAUGCCCUGCGUGCCAGGAGGGUGAUGUCAUAAAGAAAACACCUCACACCCUGGGAAAGAGACAUGGGAAUUGUGGGACUGUUGAUAUUCCUCCUGAAGGGGACAGAGCACCUCAAGCUGUUCCACAUGCACCUGCUGCUCUCAGUGUUCCAGAACCUCCUUCCUGUGAUUGCCGGGACUCAUGGAGCUGCACGACUACAGCUUUCCCACACAGAUCUCCAGACAUCCAACAAUUCAGCAGCCUUCUGGGCUUACAGAGAGAGUUCAAGCUAUCAAGCCCUGCUGCUGGAUGAGGACCGUGGGUGGCUUCUGGUUGGGGCCAAAGAUCACAUCUUCAUGCUACGCUCUGAUAACCUAAAUGAGCCAGCACGCAAGAUCUAUUGGCCAGCUGCAAAAGAGCACAUUGAACACUGCAAACUGGCAGGAAAGAAUGCAGAGACAGAAUGUUCUAAUCAUGUAAGGCUCCUACAGCCUUUUAACAAAACCCACGUGUAUACCUGUGGAACAGGUGCUUUUCACCCACUUUGCACCUAUAUUGACCUUGGCCACAAUCUAGAGGAACCCACAUUUCGGUUGCUCCGUCAUGCUGUGGAAUCUGGGCGAGGGAAAUGUCCCUAUAGCCCUCUGGAACCAUUCACAGCAAAGCUCACAGAUGGAGAGCUCUAUGCUGGAACGUCAGUUGACUUUAUGGGGACGAAUGCUGCCAUUUUUCGAUCCCCUGUCCAGGGAAUCAGCCAGCAUUACAUUCGGACUGAGGCCAAUCAAGAUCAGUGGCUCAAUGAGCCAGAGUUCAUUGGUUCCUUUUCCAUUCCGGACACACACAGCCCAGAUGAUGAUAAAGUGUAUUUCUUCUUCAAGGAGACAGCAGUGGAAUCAAUCCAGUGGGACAAGCGCAUAUACACCAGGGUGGCACGAGUCUGUAAGAAUGAUGUUGGUGGGAAGAGGAGCCUGAUUAACCGUUGGACGACAUUUCUUAAAGCAAGGCUGGUGUGUUCUGUGCCAGGGCCGGAUGGCAUGGACACCUACUUCGAUGAAUUAGAGGACAUCUUUCUUCUUGAGACGAAAGAUUCACAAAAUCCUCUUAUAUAUGGAGUCUUCUCCACAUCCAGUGCUGUGUUCAGGGGCUCAGCCGUGUGUGUGUAUUCUAUGGCUUCCAUCCGCGCUGCCUUCAGUGGACCUUUCUCGCACAAGGAAGGGCCCGACUACCGCUGGGUGGAAUACAAAGGAAGGAUUCCAUACCCUAGACCUGGCACUUGUCCCAGCGAGACCUAUGACCCUUUGCACAAAUCAACUCGGGACUACCCAGACGAUGUCAUCAGCUUCAUGAGAGGUCAUCAUCUAAUGUGGGAGCCGGUGCUGCCCCUCAACAGGCGGCCCAUCUUCAUGAGGACUGGCGCCCCCUACCUCAUCAAGAAGGUGGUGGUGGACAGAGUGGAAGCAGAGGAUGGGCAGUACGACGUCCUGUAUCUGGGAACUGACAACGGCAAGGUGCUCAAAAUAAUUGCCAUUCCAAAAGAUAACUGGGAGACAGAGGAGAUAGUUCUGGAAGAGCUCGGUCUUUUUCAGAAACCAACGUCUGUCCUCAGCAUGGUGCUUUCAACAAAAUGGCAACAGCUGUACGUGAGCAGCCAGUCUGGCGUCACCCAGGUGUCUCUCCAUCGCUGUGACCUCUACGGGACGGUCUGUGCCGACUGCUGCCUUGCCAGGGACCCGUACUGUGCUUGGGAUGGCACCUCCUGCAGCAGAUACUUCCCCACCAACAAGAGACGUGCACGGAGGCAAGAUGUCAAAUAUGGAGACCCCAAGAGCCAGUGUCAUGAUCUGGGAGAUGGUUUGGAUGCAGUGGAGGACAAGGUGAUCUAUGGGGUGGAAACCAGCUCCACUUUCCUGGAGUGUGUCCCCAAGUCCCAGCAAACCAGUAUCAGAUGGACUGUACAGCACCAUCCAGGAAAGCACAGCAAAGAGCUGAAGAGUGUGGAGCGGUUUGUGACCAUGGAGAGAGGGAUCCUCAUUCAGCGGCUGGAACAAGGAGACGCAGGCCUUUACUCCUGCCUGGCUGAGGAACACGCCUUCUCCCACCCCAUCACCCACUACACCCUCCACGUCAUCACCCAGCAGCAGAUUACGGCUCACCCAGGCAAGGACAGGAGUGGGGAACCAGGGCUAGGAAGCACCCCCAUGCGACACAGCUCCUCUGCAAUCGAGCAGAUCCAGCGACACUACAAGGACUACGUGCAGCUGAUGAGCGUCUCGGGGCUGAGCGCUGACGAAUACUGCGAGCAGCUGUGGUUCAGGGAGAAACGCAAGCAGAAGAUGCGCAAUCUGAAGUGGAAACAGGCAGUUGAAAACAAGAAAGGGAGAGUCCGCAGACACCCUGCUUCUGUAUGACUUGAAGAAUAGACUGUCUGAGCAGAUAGGGUACUGACCUUCAGACAUCCAGCAGCCUGAGACUGGUCUUGUUAGUGCCAGCGAACCCAUACCAGCCCACUUUGAAAAAAGCUAGUUGGUUUAUUCACUUCCCUUCAUUUCCAGGAAUGCCCUCUCUAGGUGCACAUGGGUUUUAAUAUGCCCCAUAUUAUCUAACUGGGACUUUAUGAAGGUGGAUAUAAAAAUUGCUGAUAUUUGAAAGUACUUCAUAGUGCUCACAUUUGUAGGACAUGUUUUUUUUUUCAGUCAUGGGAUGCAAGCAACUAAAGGCGAUGCCAUUUUAUGUAACUCAGAUAUUUUCACAUCUGGAAAAUAUGCAACCGAAAUGGCCUGUUGAGUCACACGACGAAUAACGGUUUAGUACACUGUGUAUUGUGAAAUAUUACAUUCCUCUGUUCUUCCUCAUAACUGAGGACGAAGCUUACAUUUAUAUUGAAUGUAAUAAAUAUCUCUCAUUUUGGAAAUGGCAGAGAUACAAUAUGUGCAAAAUGGUUUGUGUUCUAAAGAAGCAACACAUUUUCCAGCAGAGUGAUACCUUCAUGCAAAUGUUACAUAAGCUACUCACUACUGUAUAUAUAAGUAAUUACUUAUCUGUUUCUAUAUUUUAGCAAAAUGGUAGAUUAAUGGAAAGGGAAAAUAAGUACUGAACCAAAUAUUUUGUUGAGAGCUGAAAAUACAUUUUAUAACAAAGCCUAAAUCUGGCAACACAUACUGAAGCAUUGGUUUAAUAUUUUACAUUUCUUCGAAAGAAAAUGCCAUCAGAGAAGCAAUUUAUUUAUAUUCUACUUUACUUUAAUACUUCUGCUUUGAUGGAUGCACAGAGUGAUAAUAUAUUGCUUUUACAAUACUGGAUUGAUUUAGGCCAUGAAUACUGCUUUAUCUUUAUGUCAUUUUGUGAAUCAGUUUCACUUUUUUGUUAUUGCUAUGAAUUAUUGAACAUCUGCAAACACUUUGUGCAGCUGAAUAUAAAGAUUAGCUAUUGCCAAUUUUCCUCUGCAUUUAUUUUAUCUGUAUGAAUCGAUUUUUUGGUAUUUUAUUUUUUCAAACCAUCUAAUGCACACAGUUUAAUUAAGGUAUUUAUAAUAUAGGGAUGACUAAAAAGGCUUUUUACGUUUGGAUUCUUCAUAACAUCGUGAUAAAAAUAGCAAAACGUUCCUCAUUGUGUCAGUAUUGAAAGAAUCGUGCUUUCAAAGUACAGUAAUUUAAGUUUAAGGUAGGAUUUUUAGAUGCAGUAGCACCACCUAGUGUUUUUCUUAAGUCCACAGCAGGCAGGUGAUUCGUUAGCGGUGAUCAGAACGAAUUUCUGUUGUGCUGUUGAAGAAUGAAAAGAAACUUCACUAUUGAUUUAAUUGUAAAAACACAUGACACAUGGUGCAAUUUAUGGAGAGUUCCUACUUAAUAAAAGAAAUAAUAAUAAUAGGUUAGAUUAUUCUUUUCAACCAUGCAUCAAACUGUGCCAGUAUUUUUCCCCACUGAAACUAAUAAUCAAAGUAUAUGGAAUACUGAGUAUUUGGUUACUGAAAGAGUAAAAGCUUCGGUUUAAACAGCUUGUGUUCAGAGAUGUAUUUAUCUCCGCCCAGCUGACAAACUGAACAUUGAUAUUGAUACAUAUUGAAUAUAUAGAUCAAAACACACUUUCAAUUUUUUAAACGUCUACCAUUAAACAAUUUUGAAUGGUUGAAAAAAUGUUUUUUUAUUUACAGUAGCUUAUGUGUCACACAUGAAAUCUGCUAAAAUUCGGAUGUCAAACUUAUUUAACAGUGAACAGCAAACUGUUAACACAAACAAAUGUCUACUAUGAUUUUGUUUCUGAAACAUUCGCCUUCGGGGUGGGGGUGACAAGCAUCACCCUGAGUCAUCUUUCCUGUUUCAGGUAUUGCUCAUCUCAGAGCUACUGAGCCUCAUAAAUAAGUAAUCUCUGGUAAAACAGCGAAAAUGUGAUUUGUAACAGCUACUUUUUUACUUCUGACUUAGCACUUAAUAAUAUUUCUCAAAGUUUUCCCACUGUGAUAAAACCAAAACUUUAAAGGACAUAAUAACUGGAAUAAGUUAAUUGUGUUGUAAACAGAACUAAAACGGUCUGUUUUGUGCACAUUUUUUUUGUGCAAAACAACACUACACUGUAUCACUGUAAAUUAUAGUCAACUUGUAGUCCUUGAAUUGAGCUAUAUUGUAUUUUUGAUUGAAUGGUACAUUUAAUUAAUACUUGGGUGUGUUAUUAAAAAUUACAAAAAAAAAACCGGACAUAAUUUAUUUUGUAAUUUCUUUAUUUUUUAAUGAUCUUUAGUGUACCUCUGGUGGAAGGGAAUGGUAGAUUUCCUAUACAUCUUAUACAGUAGCCUAUUCAGUAAAACGCUAAAAGAACUCGUUUAGCAGAACUGAACGGAAAACGUCGGGUUAAGAAGUUAAAUCUGCGCGUAAACACUGAUUGUUUUCCUAUCAGGAUGACAAUAGGGACUCUGGAAAUUUAUGAAUAUGUUUUUCUUUUUGGGAUUUUAUUUUAAUGUAAACAGGAACAAUCUAUAUAUUGUAUGUAUAACCAUGUCGCUUACAAGUCAGUAAAAUAUGAACGUCAGUCUAGCCGCGUUGUCGCUGCGCUCCGCAAGGAUACAGUAUAUCAAUCCAUUAUAUGGACUUUUUUAGCGUUUAUAAACCUUAGAUAUAUCGGUCUGUAUAAUAAUAAUCUUUCCUUUCAUGUAACUGUCCUAAGUGUAAGAAAUAAGGACAAAGAGAUGCUUUUGCCAUUAAAACUGACUGGAUACGUUUCAUAAUAUUGUUAGAACUUAAGGCCAUCUCGAAAAACAAUAGGUAGAAAGGGAGCUGUUUACCUAGCUGUGAGAGACAGAGGAUAAAAGAAAACCUUAUACUCUGGUUAAUCGAAACUGAAGAAAAACAUUUAAAACACAGAUACAUAUCACAAGACACAGUAGAGAGACAGGUCAGAGAAAGGGGAUGAAGAGACAGAGGGAGACAGGGAACUAACAGAAAGAAGAGAGAUGUUCUGUUCUUGGAUUUGGUGAUUAUGCAUUUUAGAAUAGGUACUGUACAGUAGAUUCUUUUACCUUUGGACAUACAGGAUUAUAGGAAUGGAUAUUUAGCACUGGGUUAUAUUAUGUCAAUUUAGUUCAAGUUGGUAGUUGUGUCAGCAUGCGUAGGUUGCAAAGGAACAAUUAAAGGUUUAUUCCAUGCUGAAAAGAGAAGAAAAGGAACACAACGUUUUGGCUUUGCAGCUUCGGGUCUUCGCGUGUGUCAAUUUAUGUCAAUUUAAGACGUCAAAUGUUUCUCCCGUUCACAUGUUUAGGCAUUAUAUACAGUAUAUGAUUUCAGGGUACAGGGUUAGUGUUCCGGGUUUCUGGGUCUGUAGAAUUUAGGCCUUGUUUUGUAAAUGGUGUAACAUUUAUGUUGCAUGUUGUGUAAUGUGUUGUGUUGUUUAAUUGUCGUUGUUAUUAUUAAUAACUUCAUUUUAAGUCUCUUCGCUUUGAACUAGGAAAUGUUUUUGAUGUCGUAAUUGAAAUUUUCUAUUGGACCAUGUGGUAAUAUGGUACGCUCAUCUGCAAAAGCUCUUGCAAAUGGGAUUUUCAAGUUAAAAUUUGAGACUUCAAGCCUUUUGUGGGACAAUGUAUUUUUUUAGAUUAACCUCACCACUAAGCAGUUUAAGAAGAAAUUUCUGAAGAAAUAGACACAAUAUUAUGAAAAAGACACAACAGGUUUCUUAUGAAGGACGACAGACAGGGAUUCAGAGUUUCAAAGUGAAUUUCUCCUUCGCAGUCCUUGAUACUGCUGCAGUAUUUACUUGGUUGUCGAAAGAUUUAAACAGAUGCAGUUUAAACAGCAGCCUGAGUCAGUAUUUGGCUUUCAAUGUGAUAUACAUAUUUUGUAAAGAAAACCGCAAAUGAGAUACGGAAUUGCAUACAGAAGUAAAGUCAGCAUGGACACAAGAAAAUAAAAAAACAUGUCGAUACAACAUGAAAUUCUUUUGGAAUUGUACAAAAGAACUAGUGAGUAAUACAAAAGAUAAGGCGUUUUAACAGUAUUGAGUGAUUUAAAAAAAUACUCGUUAAACUCCAUUCAUCAGUUUUAUUAUUUCUUUCUAUGUUGGAUUUGGUAAUAAUGGUAGCUAUAGCAUGCUAGUUUGUAACGCUAUUGGAUGUGUAAUAAAAAUGUAAUGGACA
Lepisosteus oculatus (spotted gar) is the source of this 7005-nucleotide messenger RNA. Its product is annotated as semaphorin-3D. Gene Ontology annotation, biological process: axon guidance; semaphorin-plexin signaling pathway; positive regulation of cell migration. The record is from RefSeq and is a predicted model, not a curated record. Gene Ontology annotation, molecular function: chemorepellent activity; semaphorin receptor binding. Gene Ontology annotation, cellular component: plasma membrane. NCBI's taxonomy places the organism in Eukaryota, Metazoa, Chordata, Actinopteri, Semionotiformes, Lepisosteidae.